Clonostachys rhizophaga is the source of this 927-nucleotide messenger RNA. The record is from the annotation of a GenBank genome assembly. NCBI's taxonomy places the organism in Eukaryota, Fungi, Ascomycota, Sordariomycetes, Hypocreales, Bionectriaceae.
AUGGCAUCCUCUGAGGUGGACCAGAAAUUCCUGGGCAGGCUCGCUGAGGCUGUGGAACAUGACAAUCCUUUACUUUCAAAUAUGCUCUUCAAGAUCCUUGGUUUAUCUCUAAGCCUGGCUAAGCAGCUUGUCGCAGCAAGAAAGGAGCGCCGCCCAGACACACAGUCAUCCCCGAAUGCUUUGAGGCGCAUCUUGCAUAUUCUGUGGCUCUCGCGCGAAGGCCUCGUGAUGCUCGAUCAAUACGUCGUCCCUAUGGUUGGGAACUACGUCGAGUUGAAAGUCCUUGCAUACAAGCUCCGUGCCAGCUUCAAUUAUAUCUUCGUCCUUUUUCACAACAAUCCUCCGGUCUCAGAUAUGGCGAGCUUGACCCCAGACAUGAUUGCCGCCGCCGCACCAUCAUCAAGGCUAGGAAGAGAAAGGGAUAGGGAUAUGGACACCCUUCCGUCACGGUCGUCAUCUAUUCAACCGACACAUCCCAUGGAAGGUGGCCCUGUUGGCCCACCGCCUGGGUUCGAAGUCAACGUGGCACUGCUACCCCGGUCAGCUCUAUUACCGUGGAAAGAUUAUUUACCCACAGCACAUCAUCACUUCAAAGAAGCUGUCGAGCUCGCGGAGACCCUGCUCUGGGGUUCACACUCUCUUCGACUCUCUGUCAAAACUGAGUAUGCCGCCUUCCUGUACGAUUGUGUUCAUGAUCAAGAGGCUAGCCGACAGUUGGCUAAGGCUAGCAUCGCAGAGGCAUACGAGGCCGAGGAGGGAAUGACGGAUGAUAUGUUCAGUGACACGUGUGAACUUGUCACAGUGUUAGGCAAGAUGAUGAAGCGUGGCCUACCUGCCAGCGGGCCUCCUCGCACCAAAGGCCGUGGUGCCAGCGUGAGUUCUGGGCCGAAAGAGGGCGUCCGAACAGGAAUGGAAAAUCCAAUCUGA